GCGGUAUUCACACCGGCGUCGACCCGAGCAGGAGCCAGACUGACGCCCCGACCUGCUGGCGCCUGCCCUCUGCUCCUCCCGUCUGUGAGAUUGAUCUGCCAUGAGGCCAGGCGAGCGCCUUCCUCCUUGCCAGCUCGACAAAUCCGUGCCUUCCCGCCUGCAGCCGCUCCACCAGGAGACCCAGACACUCGACGUGGGCGGCCGUUGUGCUCUGAACCACCAUCCUCCCGGACCACGGCGCAUCCAUUCCGUCUCGCUCGCUGCACAGAGCGAGCGCCGUGUCCAGGAGCAUGCCGUGCCCUUGACCGUUUCUCCCGAGGACGAUGCCCCCACCUGGACCCUUUCCCUCCACCAUCUCCUACAAGCAUCAAUAUUCAUCCUGGUCAGCCCACUGCCUUCAUCACACCCACUUGUCCUGGCUGUCCACCCUGCCUUCACCGUCGUUGUCUACGUUCCUGCCUCUAGCCAGCGAGAAACACACACACACACACCCCUCCUCACGAUCCCAAUACAGCCGCCAACUCGGUUCUCCCUGAACACUGCUCCUCGUCGGCGCCAACCAUCAUCUUGAUCCUCUGUCUCUCAGUCAGUUGCCAAAGACCCCUCCUAGACCCGGUCGUCAGGACGCCACUGGCAGUCUACAACGACGCCCCUGACAAUACUCUCAUGCCUACUGACCUUGACUGUUUGUGGCUUCCAGUUACUCUUGACGAGGCUGUCGGUCUGCAGGACCCAACGCGUUUUCAGACCGGCGCACCAACCUAAGCCAUCAUGGCUCCGUCCGAAGAGGUCAGCAGGUUCUCCCGCCGUCGUUGAAAGAGGACAACAAAUGUGUUGGCAGCCCUUACUGAGUCGUUGUUCGCCAAUGUAGAACCACGAUAGUCAUGACUCGAGCAGUCUAGCCGACCUCGGUGAUGCCAUCGAUAUGCACACAUUCAGCCAGAUCCUUGAAAUGGAUGACAGCGAGGAUGACCGGGACUUCAGCCACCAAAUUGUCUUCGAGUUCUUCGAGCAGGCCGAAGAGACGUUUGACAAGAUGGACGCUGCACU
Molecule: messenger RNA, 1050 nt
Organism: Microdochium trichocladiopsis
Lineage: Eukaryota; Fungi; Ascomycota; Sordariomycetes; Xylariales; Microdochiaceae
Exons: 1
Coding region: 101-571 (156 amino acids)
Source: RefSeq, a predicted model, not a curated record